This is a messenger RNA of Enterobius vermicularis (human pinworm), 375 nucleotides long. NCBI's taxonomy places the organism in Eukaryota, Metazoa, Nematoda, Chromadorea, Rhabditida, Oxyuridae. The record is from the annotation of a GenBank genome assembly.
AUGUGUGUAACGACUGAACGGACGUUUGACAUUUCAUAUGCGGUUGUUGUUGCUGUUGAUAGCGAAGAUGAUGAUGGUGAUGUUGGUGAUGUUGGUGGUGAUGAUAAUGAUGGUGGUGGUGGUGGUGAUGGUGACGACGGUGGUCAGAUUUUGGGCGGAGACUUUGAAACUUUUCAAUCUAUAGAGAGUUGUGAAACUGUUGCGAAGAUAGCCACAAAAUUUCACAGUAGUUAUUGGUACUGUCGGAAGAAAAUCAAAGAUGUUUCAUGUUUAUUCCUCUUGAACAUCUUUAUUUGGGUGGCUCUUGGUCUGAUGGAAUUAACUUUCUUGGAAAACUUACAGUUAUUUGCUGCGGUAUUAUUAGUCAUGGACUAG